AUGCCUAGAAAUACAUUUGUUGUUCCCCUCGUAGAGUUAAAUGGAGAUGCGCCUGCUUUUGUGAACGAAGUGGAAGGCAUCAUCCUGGCAAACUCUUCAAAAUCCGAUGCCAACGUCCCUAUAUCUCAAAAGAUAAAUUACCCAGUUCCACAAUCAAUGUUUGGCGGAUCCCCCGUCCCAGACGCCGAAUUGCCAUCCUCGCCGAUUCCUAGAGAUACAUUCCUCACGGAGCCACAACCAACCAGGGAAUUCCAAAUAGAAUUCCCAAAACGCACUGUACGCAAAAUUGAACCCGAGAUCGGUCUUUCCAUAGAGGUACCGCCGCAUGAAGAUCGCACUUUUAACGACGUGGACCUAGAUGACCCUUAUGCCAACACGGCCGAUAUCAUUAAAGACGAGUUAAGACCUGCAGAGGAUAAAGGCUUCUCAGGCUUGCCUAACACCAAUUUCGAUCUGGACUUUGGGCCAGAACGUAUCGGACUUGAAGGCUAUGAUGAUCCCGGGAUGCCGCGUGACUCUCCAAGGAAGGCAGAUGAACGUGUAAUUAACCCAUUUAGCACAAAUGAAUGCCAAAACCCUUGGUCUGUUGACACUUCCUCCACCGAUACACCCCCUCCCCCAGCCACCGACCAUCUGCCUCCUCCCAAAACAGUCCGGGAAAUGCUCUAUUGGUUUGUUGGAUUAAAUACAUAUGGAUUCAUUGGGAUGAUUACUGAGUAUGUUGAGUGCCUUUUAAAGAAUGCUAACAAGAAUGCCUUUGAUAUGCAAGAUGCCCUCGAGGUCACUGGGGGUCCCAUCACCCUGACCGCCUCCAUGGUCACCACCAAACUGACCGAGGCGUGCCUCUACUCGGCUGUCGUAAUCUACAAGAUUACCCAUAACAAUGACUUCGAAGCCUUUGCUACCUUCGGCUUUGAAUCAGUAUAUAGUAAGUUCCGUUACUCCCCCGACCCCGCCUGUCUCCUCUGCCAGCUGCGUGACUACGCGUACGCCUGCUGCCACCAGUUGGCGUUCCUGAAGGCGCAAUGUAAUCGGGACAAACUAAGUGGUGGGUGGCAAGAUUGUAAGUACGGCAGUGACAUCAAGACACCCUCCCCCCUCCAGGCGUUCCUGACUGACGACUGGGACUCCACCUUCAAGACGCACCCCUUCGACCCGUGCAACCUGUGCCUCAAGAGCAGGGUCAGGAUGGGAUUUAAGAAAGAGGAUUUGCCUAAGGAAUCACAACUGGGCAGUACCCUUUCCACCAUCCUCACUCCCAGCUGCGGCGGAGAGGAGUAUGAUGCGCUGCACGGCACGAAAUGGUAA
Messenger RNA from Babesia bigemina, 1308 nucleotides. RefSeq lists its product as hypothetical. The record is from RefSeq and is a predicted model, not a curated record. Bases 1 to 1308 code for a protein of 435 amino acids. Lineage: Eukaryota; Apicomplexa; Aconoidasida; Piroplasmida; Babesiidae. The transcript has a single exon.